UCAAACAUCGAGAGAAAAAGAUGGCGGUAACGUUGAAAAUUCUCUAUUAUAUAGACAUCACGGGAGCACAGGUUAGAGCCACCUCACUCCGGUGAAGAAGAGGAAGAAGAAGAAGAAGAAGAAGAAGAAGAAGAAGAAGAGAUGGCGCAGUCCCUGCUUAAGUUGUGUCUCAUCUUCUCCCUCCUCUGCUUUGCCUCUGCUCAACUUCGCCGGAACUUCUACGCGCAAACGUGCCCCAACGUCGAAGCCAUCGUUCGGGAUGCCGUGGGCCGCAAGCUCCGGCAGACAUUCACCACCGCCUCCGGCACCCUCCGCCUCUUCUUCCACGACUGCUUUGUUCAAGGAUGUGAUGCGUCGGUGAUCUUGGUCUCUACGCCAAACAACAAGGCGGAGAAAGACAGCCCGGAUGACAUAACGCUGCCAGGGGAUGCCUUUGACACGGUAAUCAAAGCCAAGGCAGCCAUUGAUGCCAUCCCUCAAUGCAGGUUCAAGGUUUCCUGUGCUGAUGUUCUUGCCAUCGCCGCCAGAGACGUCGUUGCCAUGACCGGAGGACCAUUUUUCGAAGUUGAGCUGGGGAGAAGAGACGGCAGAGUUUCGAGAGAAAGCGACGUCCAUGGCCAUCUCCCGCUGCCCGAGUUCAAACUGGACCAGCUUGUCUCCAUGUUUGCCUCUCACGGUCUCACUCUUGAGGACAUGGUCGCCUUGUCCGGUGGACAUACGAUCGGGUUCUCCCACUGCAACCGGUUCACAAACCGGUUGUUUGACUACAGCAGGAGGUUUCCGGUGGAUCCAAGCAUGAACGCGACGUACGUGAAGCAAUUGCAGGUACAGUGCCCGAGGAACGUGGACCCAAACAUAGCGGUGGGAAUGGACUCGGUGACGCCCUUCGCGUUUGACAACCAGUACUUCAAGAACCUACUGCAGGGGAAGGGCAUGUUCACUUCGGAUCAGGUUCUCUACACGGACCCGAGAUCCAGGAAGAUCGUGGAGCUGUUUGCGAGGAACAACGAGGCGUUCAAUGUGGCUUUCGCGAACGCCAUGACGAAGCUGGGAAGGGUCGGGGUGAAGACGGGGAACGAGGGAGAGAUCAGACGUGACUGUGCCUUGGUCAACUAGCAGACCUCGCUUCUUAAUUAAUCUACUACAUGUACAACAUCUCAUUCUUCUUCUUCUUCCCCCCUUGUCUUGUUUUUACUCUUUAAUAACGAAGAUGGUGACGCUUCAUGGA
Molecule: messenger RNA, 1228 nt
Organism: Nymphaea colorata (pocket water lily)
Lineage: Eukaryota; Viridiplantae; Streptophyta; Magnoliopsida; Nymphaeales; Nymphaeaceae
Product: peroxidase 50-like
Exons: 4
Coding region: 142-1116 (324 amino acids)
Biological process (GO): response to oxidative stress; hydrogen peroxide catabolic process
Molecular function (GO): heme binding; peroxidase activity
Source: RefSeq, a predicted model, not a curated record